UGACUGCCCGUCCGAGAGUGACUGCAGUUGCAGAAACCGGUUCCUCCUUUACCGGACAUUUAUGGUGUGCUACUGGCCGUGACGUGUAACCGGCCACUGACGAUUUACAUAGUCACAGGGGAUCGUCCGCUUAGUGAAUGAGGGAGGUGAAAGACGAUAGUGGGCCUGUGACAAUGUCUACAGACAGAGAGCCUCCCGUCACCGCUAAACUCCUUCACCUCAUGUUUCUCUCCACCUACUGGGGAAUGCAGAUAUGGGUCACCUUCAUAUCAGGCUUUGUGAUGGACAACCAUCUAAACCGACACACAUUUGGCUUCAUUCAAAGCCGGCUUUUCCCGUUUUACCUGCAUAUCGGCUCAGCCUGCGCUUUCUUCAACCUCACCAUCUUCGCCAUGUACCAUCCCAGCAACAUGCUGGAUGACAAAGAGGCCUUCCAGAUCUUCCUUUUUUUUGUCUGUGUGACUGUGGCGGCAGUGAAUGCCCAGUGGUUUGGUCAGAUGACCUCUGAGAUCAUGGCCGACAUGCACCUGAUUGAGCAGGCCUGUGGAUUGGGUCAGGACAUCGGACUCUCGUCCAAUCGGGAAGCUUACGCCAAACUCUGCGAGACAGACCUGAAGUAUAAAAAGCUUAGCACUCGACUGUGGCUUUACCGCCUGCUGUCCUCGCUCUGUAACCUCUGCUGCAUCAUCUGCAAUGGAUACAGCCUUUAUUAUCUGGCAGAAAACCUCACUACGCUCUGAUGGCCUUUAUGUCACAUGCUGGAGUUGUGCUCCCACAAUGCAAUGCAAAACCCUCGGUUAGUGUCUGUGUGAAGACCUGCACUCAGGUACUGAAUUACCUCCAUCGGUGUCUUUUGUAUUUAUCUUUGUUGUGUUUCUUUUAGCUUGGAUAUUUGAUGUAUGGGGGUGUGCGAUAUUUAUAGUCUGUGAGCAUAUUGUUGGAUUAACAAUGUGUGAGAUGAUACUCCAUGUGUCACUUAAUAAAAAAAUAUAUUUUAGUGCCACUAUCAUUAAUAAACCCACAAGUAAACAAAAUGUGCAUUGAGAGGCUAAAAGCACUUAUGUCAUUUGAAUGUAGUUAUGAAAGAAAAGAAAAAAAAACUUUCCUUGUAUGAGUUUUUGUUUUGGUAACGCUUUAGAUCAUAGGUCUCAAACUUGAUUCCUGGAGGGCUGCAGCUCUGCACAGUUUUGCUCCAACCCUAAUCAAACACAGCUGAUUCAACUAAUCAAGGUGUUCAAGACUUACCAGAGACUAUUAGGCAGGUUUGAGUUGGAGGUGGUUUGAGCUAAACCGUGCAGAGCUGUGGCCCUCCUGGAAUUGAGUUUGAGAGCAUUGCUUUAGAACAGGGGUACCCAAACUUUUUCUUAUGAAGGGCCAAAAUCCAAACUUAAUUGAAGGUGGUGGGCCGAAGCUAAAUAUACCAAACUGUAUUACAUUAAAGUUGCCAUGGUAACUUCCUAAUUUAAUAUAAAAAAAAUAGAGAAAAAAUACUUUAAUUCACAUUUUAAUGAAACAUUUAAUUUCAGUUUUGCUUUUUUGUAGCUCAGCAAUUAAACAAACAAACAAAAGGUUAUGUGAAAUUAGAACUGAUGAUCCAUGUUUGAGAAAUUCGCUCCAACCUUCCCCAUCAUUUGUCCAUCUCGUCUCUGAUUGGUUGGUGGGCCAAAUCAAAGGUUACCAUGGGCCAACUUUGGCCCACGAGCCCUAGUUUGGGCAUCUCUGCUUUAGAACAAUGGUCCAUUAGUUAAUGUUAGUGAAUGUAUUUACUAACAUUAACUAAGUAUGAACAAUCUUGUAAAGCAUUUAUUAACACUAACAUCAACAUUAACUAUUGCAUUAUUUAAAUCCAAAGCUGAGUUGUUAACAUUAGGUAAUGCAAAGUGAGUAGUUAACUUCAACAUUAACCUCCUAUGGCUUGAGUGUCUACAUACGAGGACAGCACAUUUUAGCUCUUAAGUAGCUAUUUAAAAUACUUUGAAUGUUUUAUAUUUUGUUACAGACAUACAGUGUCAUCCUGCAUUUGUUUUGCAGCAUAUGAAAUGUCCCAAACCCUAUUUUUAUCUUUAAAGAACCCCUAUUAUACAUGAAAUAGGGUCAUAUUUUGAUUGUAAGGGUCUCCAACAACAGUCUAAUAUGCAUGCAAGGCCAUUACCUCAUUAUCCCAGCGACUCCUAUAUGAAUCCUUAAGUGAUUCAUUUGUUCCCAAACCCCUCCUCAGCGCAAAGCUAAUCUGCGCUGAUUGGACCGAUGACAGCCUGUUGCGAUUGGUCGAAACUGACAGCCUUCAGCACGAGACAGAGUGAAAUGCCCAGUUGCUAAUCAACAAUAUAAAAGUAGUCACAGUGCACACACGCUUCAUAGUGUAAGGCAUGGAUUUUGGCUGCCAGUGGGUGAAUGUAAAUACAGAUGAUGGACUAGAAAAUACAGACGACUAACUAUUUUAUUGAGCAAAAACUCCAAGAACUGGCGAGGAGAUCUCCUAGCCCGUCACAGUCUACCUGCUCUUUUCACACACACACACACACACAUUACCCUCCUCCUCAGAGGGCACAACACACACACACAUUACCCUCCUCCUCCUUAGAAGACACAACACCAGUGCCGGUGCGUCCAUAGAGGCGACCUAGGCGGCGUCCGCGACAGCUCUCUCGCAGGACCCGUGUCCUCAGAAGUUAUAUCUGCGCCUAGGGCGGCAGAAUAGAGAAGGCCACGUCCGCGACACCUCCCUCACCACCCCCCUCCUCACUUUGCUAACACCUUGGGCAUUAAGAGGUUGUCACUAAUGAAGAUGAAUAGAUAGCAUAAUCAAUUUAUUACUAAUUGUUUGUUCAUGUUAGUAAAUACAUGAACUAAUGGAGCGCUAUUUUAAAGUGUUACCUUUGUUUUUAAUAUUUUUUACAAUGUAGUUAAUAACACGUGAGUGUAAUCACAUGCAGUAUGUGACAGUUCAACAAAAAUGUGUUAAUAAUUAUUAAGUUAUAUUAUGAAUACAUAACUCUCACUCACUCUCCUUAGUCCCUAAAGCUUAGUCCCUGCUUUAUCAGGGGUCACCACAGUGAAAUUAACCGGCAAUUACUUUAGCACUUGUUUUAUGCGACAGAUGCCCUUCUAUUUGCAUAUUUUGCAAGUCAAAAAACAGUUGUGCGUCUCUGCAGUGUUUUUUAACUAUCAAUCUGUACAACAAUCAACUGAUUUAAUGAUCCAAUCAUAAUGACACGGUGCAUUCAAAACUGGAUAUAUCACCCUCAGAAGGAUACUUCAGAGUAAAAACAAUCAUGGCCGCUAAUAUAUACAGUAAGUGUUGUUUCAAACCAAAGUGGUUAAAAACGGCCACUUUUGAGGGCCCUUUGGAAUGAAGGAUUUACCAAUGUACGAAUGCUGUGUUCACACCUCGUGCUUUUCGCACGUAAAUAGACACAUAAACAUUUUGAGUUUACUCGAUUUAUUCGCGAGUCAAAUUCACUUCACAAUGGAUGCGGAUUCGCAUCAUGGGCAGGGUUUCUGUCUGCCCGCUGACUCUAGCUUUGUUGGUAAAUGGCUAACAUGAGUUUUAUUGAGAUAGUAGCUGUGCUUUUUGAAGGCUGAAAAACAGUGUAGAUUAGUUCGGGGUCUUGUCCAUUAGAUCCUGAUUUCUGAGGUGCACCCAGCUCUUUGAGUUCAUCAACUUCUCCAGAAACUAUACCUGGAUGAUGGAGGCUUUCAGUGGGGCAUCCAACUGAGCAGACAGUUAGAACUGUUUUCCGAUGUUGGCAGGAGGAUUUUGCCGUGGGACACCAACACAGGCACUACGUCAUAAUCAUGGCACACCCUACAAGAGAAAGCUCCUGAUUGGUUAACGCAGCGCGAAUGUCUGUUGAAGUACAGAUUUUCCAACAGGAGCAUUUCGUCAAACGCUGCCUCAUUUGCGCGAAUCGCGUCUUUCGCGCCACCUCAUUCGCGCAUAUCGCACGGCAGGAUGUUUAUUCGCAUCUUUGCAUUGACUUAACAUGUAAAUGACUUGCGCUUGACACUUCAUCUGCGUCUGGUGGUUUUCAUUCAGAAGGGCUAACCCCUAUGUCCUAAUCUCUUCGAAGCAGCCACUCCGCACUUUUAUAAAGAGAUAAGGGCAUACUGAGGAACCAUUUCGAAUUGAGCGUGAUGACAGUCACUUUUUGCCAUUUUGAACGAAUCGUUUGAGUGAACGAUUCAGUGGCUCACUCAUUAAGACAGGCACUUGUUGCCACCUACUGGUGGUUUUAGCAUUGUAUUUAUUUGUUCAUGACAGGUCUAAACCAGCCAAGGUACCAGCACAAAAACAGUUCACAAAAUAUAAGUUAAUAUUAAAAAGUUGAGAAUUUCUUUGUGGUUAUGUUAUCGCACACCCCUAUAAUGUAUUAUACGGAGACUAUUUUCUGUAUAUGUUAUAUAUGUAAUGAAUGUUCAAAUUUAAAUUGGAAGAUGUUACAUUUUGCAUGUACGAUGUUAUGCUUUGAAUGGUAGAGGCAUGAAAAAACUAAACGAACAAACAAACAAAAAAAUUACGCAAACCGAAAUGAACUAAAUUAGAAUGUUUAAUUAUAAAGGGAUUUUUUUCAGUGCUUUAUGCUCUACAAAUGUUUGUGGCACGUAUUUAAACAUUUGUUCAAAAUGCGCAAUCUCGCAGUUCACAUUUACUGUUUAACAGGGAUGAAUAUGCUAAUUAUGCUCUCAUUUGGCUGUUGAUAUUAAUUUCAAUCCAGCUAGCACUUGUUGCACACCACUGAAUGUUGUUGUUGUUGUGCAUAUAAUACAUGCUGCCUCACAAAUACAUACUAUGCUAACUAUUGAUUAAUACUUAGAGCUAAUAUAUUCUAAAAUAAUGUAAUAAAUUAAAGCUUGUUUUGUAUAUAACUAAGCCUGUCACAAUAAUGAAUAUAUCAACUUAUCGCACAACACUUGGACAUGACCUCAAUCUUUUUUGGUGAUGCAAUAUACAUCGCCCAUACAUAAAAAAAACAAUUCUAGCAACAUUUUAGCUGAUUGUGCAACAUUUCUAUCUCUAUUGAAGGUGUCAGUGUCAGAACGGUUACAAAAACGAGAUUGCAUACAGAAAUGGUUUAACAGACAUAGACAAAAUCUUUCAAAUAACUUUGUAAAAUUAAAAUGUAAAAUCAAUGUAAUGGAUAUGUAUAUAUUAGGGGUGUCCAGAUCCGAUCACGUGAUCCGAAAUUGGGCCCAAUCACGCGGUUUCAGACUCGAUCGGAAUCGGAUGUUACCUCCCAGUCAGGACUCAAAUAUGUACAGUAUGUAUGUAUGUGUAUGUCUGUGUG
Danio aesculapii is the source of this 5288-nucleotide messenger RNA. RefSeq names its product transmembrane protein 205. NCBI's taxonomy places the organism in Eukaryota, Metazoa, Chordata, Actinopteri, Cypriniformes, Danionidae. Bases 138 to 740 code for a protein of 200 amino acids. The transcript has 4 exons. The record is from RefSeq and is a predicted model, not a curated record.